CAUGCGUACUAGUCUGGUGGUACAAAAUCCCACUGCCUCGCAAAUAAUGAAACAUGAGAAAACAUAAGAUCUUACACUUUUUUGAUCAUUCUUCAAUCUACCAAAAUGGCCGCACCUCCAGAGGUCAACCUAAAUCAGCUCGAUGGCAAAUUUAUGUUGGUAAUUUAAUCACUUCUUUAAUCAAUGGUAAUCUUGAUUGCUGACAUUAGAUUACACAUAUAGAACAAAAAACUCUCCGAUUCCUUUGAUGCUCUUCUGGCUCUGGUUGGUGAUUGAGGUACCAAUACAAUUGUUCAGAAGUUGACCGUGGAAUCAGCAAGGUGUCUCUUGGGCUGUCAGAAAAGCCGCUUCAUAUGCCACCCCUCGAUUGACGAUCAAAUCUGCUACACGCCUUGAAGACAGUAUGAUCUGUCUCGAAAUUCAUGCGGUGGUGAUCGGGAGUGGCUCAACAGACAAUGUCUCGCUCGACUGGUCCACAGUCGAUAAGACUGAUUCUUUGCUUGGGGAUUACAAGGCAAAGAUGGGGUGGUCAACAGCAGCGGAAUUAUCGGAGGAUGUGUUGAGAGAUGGAGUUCUAAAUGCAGGGGGCACCUUGGACGCGAAAUAUAUACGAAUAGUUAUAGAAAGCAGUCGUGACGGGAUGGUAGGCGAGCAUGUCUGGAGCUUUGAGUCAGUGGAUGGCGUGAGGCGGUAUGUGAGACGGCUCGCUGUGAGGAAAGGGGAGAAGGUGGUGAUGGCAAAGAGCGUAUAUGACUAUACUGGGAAGGUCUGAGGCAACAUGUUUCUUGGAGAAAUCUGAAAUGCGCUUUAUAUCAUCGCGUGAGUAAAAUUAAUUUAGGUUAUCUACUGAAGAAAUGUGGUCAACCCAAGAAGGGUAAGUGGU
Molecule: messenger RNA, 883 nt
Organism: Hymenoscyphus albidus
Lineage: Eukaryota; Fungi; Ascomycota; Leotiomycetes; Helotiales; Helotiaceae
Source: the annotation of a GenBank genome assembly